Molecule: messenger RNA, 4008 nt
Organism: Malassezia japonica
Lineage: Eukaryota; Fungi; Basidiomycota; Malasseziomycetes; Malasseziales; Malasseziaceae
Gene: HST6
Product: ABC-type xenobiotic transporter
Exons: 1
Coding region: 1-4008 (1335 amino acids)
Biological process (GO): transmembrane transport
Cellular component (GO): membrane
Molecular function (GO): ABC-type oligopeptide transporter activity; ATP binding; ATP hydrolysis activity
Source: RefSeq, a predicted model, not a curated record
AUGUCGCGCGAAAGGCGCGCACGUAGCGUGCCUGGCGUCCGUCCGCUGGCGCUCAAUGUGUCCCAACACAACGUGGCCUUGCAAGUGCCAGAGAACGCGCCGGGAUGGGACACCGCGUCGGACCUUGAGCGCAGCACCAAGCUGGGGGACGGCGGGCCUGUGUCGUGCGAGGCGUCGUUUUCUCCCAUCUCACCGCUGCCGACGGCCCUGCCGACGGCGCACGAGGAAAAGUUCGGCGACGCGGCGCACAUCCUCGCACCGCGUGUGCCCCGCCGGAUCGUCAAGCGGACGCCGCGGCGCACGCUGCACCGGAUGUACGCAGGGACACCCACACAGGAUGUGCUGCUCCUGCUUAUCCCCGCCGUCGUGCUCGGUGUGCUCAGCGGAGGCCUGCCGGUCGCCAUGACGCACAUUAUCGGGCGUGCGUUUGCCGCGUUUGCCGCAUACGACCCACACGUUCCUACCGCACAGGCGGCCCUCUACGCCAAUGUGCGCACGGACGUCUACGUGCUCCUUGGACUCGCAGCCGGCACUCUGGUCCUGCGCAGUGCCGCGUCGGCGCUCUGGCUCUUGCUGGGCGAGCGAUGCGUACGUACGUGGCGUACGCGCCUGUUUCGGACACUGCUCGCCAAGGAAAUUUCCUGGUACGACCUGGGGAUGGGCCUGGGAGACAAAGGAGACGUCGGUGCAGCGGGGCUCAUGGCCCUAUUUCUCAAGGACACCGACGAACUGCGCACCGCCAUGGGGCUCCAGAUGGGGCACCUCGUCGUGCACAUCGCAGCGGCCUCGGCGAGCUUUGUGUACGCUAUGUACCGCCACUGGUCGCUGACGCUCGUCAUCUUUGCGUCCAUUCCUGUGCUGGCCGGCGUGACAAUUGCCGGCGAUGUGCUCGGCGUGCCGCUGCAGACGAAGGAGCGCGCACAGUCUGUCCAGCUUGCAGCGCUCGUCGAGACGUGCACCGCAGCGAUCCGCACGGUCAAGGCGUUCAACGCACAGGAUAUGCAGGCGAGUCUUUUGCGCUCGUGCAUCCUGCAGUGCCGUACGCUGUAUACGCGUAUGUGCUGCGUAUGGGGCGCACGGUACGGCAUCUGUGCAGCACUGAGCCUCUUGACGUUUGUCCAGGGCUUUGGGUACGGCAGCCACCUCGUGCGCUCCAACCUCACGGGGGCGGAUGUGGUGCUUGCGACGUUCCUGGCCAGUCUCGUGGCCAUGGGCCAGCUGCAGUCGAUCCUCAUGCGCCUGAGCUGGAUUGAGAAGGGCAAGAGCGCUGCCGUAUCGCUCGACACACUCAUGCACUCGGUGCCAGAAAGCGACGCGCAGCGCACCGACGCCGAGGACGAAAAGCACUACAAGACGCGUGCGGAUAUCGAGGCGCCGCACACUAUGCGUCGUACACUGAGCGCGUGCAGCGGCGAAAUGGCGCUCGAGCACGUAUGGAUGGCGUAUCCCACGCGACCCACCGUACCAGCCUUGCAAGGUGUCAGCAUGUACUUUGCCGCUGGCGAGCACACGUAUGUCGUCGGCCGCUCGGGUAGCGGCAAGUCGACCGUCGCACAGCUCCUCCUGCAGCUGCACGAGCCGCAGGCUGGCGUCGUGACGCUCGACACGGCCAAUGUGCAGACGCUCGACAAGGCCUGGUUUCGUGCCCAAGUGGCCGGCGUGGCGCAAGAGCCGCUUGUGCUGGAGCGCACGCUCUACGAGAACAUCUCGAUCGGCGUCAAAGGCGACGUACGCGCUGCUGUGUGUGCGGCGCGCCUCGACGACGUCCUGACCUUGCUGCCAGAAGGCCUCGACACGCUCCUUGGCCGGCGAGGCACGGACCUGAGCGGCGGCCAAAAGCAGCGCGUCGCCCUCGCACGGGCGCUGCUACGUGACCCGCCGGUGCUCAUUCUCGACGAAGCCGUGUCGGCGCUCGAUGCGGCGUGUGCCGCGCACGUCCACGCCGCGGUCCGCGCGUGGCGCCAAGGACGUACUACCAUUAUCAUUACGCACAAUGUUGCACAUAUUCAGCCGACCGACUUUUGCUAUGUCAUGGACAGCGGCCGCGUCGUUGAGGAAGGCUUUCUUGGUCGGCUCAUCGAGCAGAAAGGGUGGUUAUCGCGUGUCUACUUUGACCAUCUCGCGCAAGAUAUGCCCGUGUCGAUGAGUGGAGAGAGCCUCGCGUCCGAGGGACUGUCGAGCCUCGACUCGGCCAAGGUGCACCUCGGCAAACUCGACGGGCCGGUGCGCCAUGUAUCGGCGCGGCACAUUGUACAGCGUUCUCCCGAGAAGGCCGAGGAGGCGGCCAAGACCAACCUGCUCUUUGCGACGGCGCGGACGAUACUCGAAACGGUGCCCCACCGCACAUGCCUUGCUGCAGCGCUCGUCGUAUGCAUUGCAUCGGGUCUCACUGUGCCUGCGUUUGCGUACUGCCUCACGCAGGUCAUGAUGGUCAUUGCGCGCUCGAGCCAUGCGGCACUUGGGCCACUGGUUGGCGCAACGGCCGCCGUGGCCGUCGCCGACGGCGUCCUGAAAGGUACGCGCCUCGCCUCGAUGGAGGCGCUCACUGCGCGGUGGGUCGCCUCGCUGCGUAUGCGUGCCAUGGACAAGGUCCUUGUGCAGGACGCGCGAUGGUAUGACCAAGGCACGAAUGCGCCGAGCGCUCUGGCGACGAUCAUCGGCAAAGACGCAGAGGAUGCCGGCGCGUGUCUCGGGCAGAUGCUCGGCCAACUCAUUGCGCUCGCCGCACUGAUUUUCGGUACGCUCCUCUGGGCGCUUGUGCAAGGAUGGCAGCUCACGUUUUGUGCGCUUGCAAUGCUUCCUCUUGUCGGCGCUCUCUAUGCCGUGCAAGGGCGUAUGGCAUCCAAGACGGAGCUCGUUAGCAAGGUACAGCGCGAGCGGCUUGCGCACCUGUUCUUUGAUCAGGUAUCGGCGGUGCGCGCCGUGCGCGCCAUGGCGCUCGAGGACGCACUAUGUGCCGACGCCGAGCAUGCAAUCGACGCCGCGAGCGCUGCCGGGCGCUCUGCGGCGCUUGCGGCGGCGGCGGGUGCGGGCCUCGCCGAGGCGACGACGUAUGCGUCCGAGGCGCUGCUGUACGGUGUCGGUGCCGUGCUUCUUGCGAACCACACGUACGACCUGCACAAGUUCAUGAUGGUGCUCAACCCCGUCAUCUUUGCGGUCGGCUUCUCUGCGCAACUUGCCGCGUCGAUGCCGGCAGGAAGCAAGUGCAUGCACGCGCUUGCAUCCAUUGCACGGUUGGUACGUCUUGGCAGCGCGGCGUCGGAUGCCCAUGGCGACGCAACGCCGACGCUCGGUGGCCGCAUCACAUUCUCCGACGUAUGCUUUUCGUACCAAGGGACCAACGUGCUCGACCACCUCUCGUUCACCAUCGAGCCUGGGGAGCGCGUUGCGCUGGUCGGCCCCAGCGGUGCGGGCAAGUCGACUGUCGCCGCCCUCCUUCAGCGCCUGUACGAGCCGGACAAAGGUGCGGUGUAUGUGGACCAGUACUGGGCGCGCACGCUCCUUCCGUCCUGGCUGCGCUCGCACAUGGCUGUUGUGAGCCAGAUGCCUACGCUCUUCCCUGCCACGGUGCGUGCGAAUCUGGAGCUGGGCACGAAAGCGAGCGAGGCCGAGUGUGAGGCCGCGCUGCAGCGCGCCGGUGCUGCGUUUGUGCAUGCGCUUCCCGGCGGCCUCGACGCGUCGCUCGGCAAAGACGCGACGCACCUAUCUGGCGGCCAGGCGCAGCGCAUUGCCAUUGCCCGCGCACUCAUACGCACCCAAGCCAAGGUUUUGCUCCUGGACGAAUUCACCGCUGCGCUUGACCCCGCGACGCGCGCUGCAGUGGUGCCCGAGGUGCUGGCGCACCCCGCGUCGCCCACCGUGCUGCUGGUCACCCACGACGUGUCGCUUAUGCGGCAGUGUGAUCGGAUCCUGGUCCUGUCAUGUGGCCGCCUCGUCGAGCACGGCGCGCCGGAUGAGCUGCUGAAGGAUUCGACGAGUGUGCUGUCGCAGCUGUUGGCUGCCUUUUAA